This is a messenger RNA of Gadus morhua (Atlantic cod), 1103 nucleotides long. Its product is annotated as sialic acid-binding Ig-like lectin 5. Lineage: Eukaryota; Metazoa; Chordata; Actinopteri; Gadiformes; Gadidae. The record is from RefSeq and is a predicted model, not a curated record. Bases 16 to 750 code for a protein of 244 amino acids. The transcript is spliced from 4 exons.
UAAACAGGAAGUAAGAUGACUUCUCCAAAUUCUCUCUUCUCAUUGUCUUCCCUCUUCCCUGUAUUCACAGCUCCUCCCAGGAUCCUGCCCUCUUCAGCCUGCAGCAGAAUUGCUGCCUGGGUGCGAUGUUCCUGUGACAGCGUGGGCAGACCAUCACCGUCUCUGGAGUGGCGGUUGGAUGGGAAACUGGUGUCGGGUUCUGAAGACGUGUCUGUUAGCCAGGUCAACCUGGAGAACGCCACGUUGAGGAGCUCCCUCAUAAUGAGGGCCCCUGCUGGUCUGACUGCCUUGACCUGCCACAGCUCCAACGCUGCCGGGAACACCAGCCAGGAGCUUCCUGUCCCCCACCUGGAUACACAGCCAAACCUGACAGACUUGGUGCUGUGCAUUGUCAAAUCUGCUGUGAUGUUCGUGGGAUUAGUGUGUGUGGUCGUCUGUAUUAUAAGAACCCGGAAAGUGGGUGAGGAGACGCGGUCCUUUAACGCUGCCACUGUGAAGCGAGCCCCCCCAGACGAGGAGGAGUCCCAGGUCGUCUUCGGAGGUGAGGGGGACAUCUACGUUAACAACGGGAUGCAGAUGAACCCGGUUGGGCCGAGAGAGGAGCCUGUUGGACCGAGAGAGGGGGCUGUUCUGAGAGCCGGUUCCCCAGUCUCAACGCACCGUGAUGCAGCCUCCUCCAGCCGGAUAGGCCCUGCAGGCUCCCACACAGGACGACCGGUCUCUAGGGACCUGACUGAAGAUACUCAGUAAACAGUUCAUGAUGACCAAGUAUUUCCUCCAGGUAGAUAUUUUAAAAAGUUAGCAUAUAGCUUUUCUUAAAUUAGUUGAGAACCAUCGGUGUCAGUGGCAGCCUGCCCUAUACGCUGAAUAUGCAGUUGUGUGGACCAGUCUAGCCAGUUCACAAAAGUUAAUUAAUUCUCUAAUUCAAGAUCCAUUCGGAGGGGUUAUGUUGCCCUCUGGUGGUGAUUUGCAUUCACAGCCCAGGUAGAGAAUGCUUGUAGUUGUCCAGAGUGAAUUUUAACGCACUAUAUACUGUUUCAUACAUUGUGUGCAGCAUGACAGCAAAUCUAUUGAAAUUAAUAAAUGUCUUAAUAGUAAUUCUA